This is a messenger RNA of Colletotrichum navitas, 1084 nucleotides long. RefSeq lists its product as uncharacterized. The transcript is spliced from 2 exons. NCBI's taxonomy places the organism in Eukaryota, Fungi, Ascomycota, Sordariomycetes, Glomerellales, Glomerellaceae. The record is from RefSeq and is a predicted model, not a curated record. The coding region runs from base 124 to 984 and encodes 286 amino acids.
GGGCAGCUGUUACUGGAGGAUACCCUAACAUCACGCCCUCGACCAAUGAGACGACCGCAAAGGUCAACCAGGGGACGAGAGCGGCCGACUAGACGCCCCCAAAUGCCUGAGAAGAUGAGGUAGAUGAAACUUCUUUGUCUACCGAUCAACUCUGGUUCAAUAUCCGAGAGCAGAGAGACGAGCUCGCCGGCGGCCAAGCUACUCAACAAGAGCUCGACGAACAGCUUCCGUGAGGAGUGGGCCAUCGGCAUAACAGCACGGUACAAGGGCAAGGUUAGUUCCACCAAAUCGGGCGUCGGAUACUCUGUCUUCUCGGGCCCCAAGAAGAUAUAUAAGAACGCUUAUGACACCAGCAUCACCGCCUGGAAUGAAAAGCACAAACAGAAGUUUACAGCCCUCAAGAAGCUCACUCUGCCUUUCGACGAUGGCUGUAGCGAGUGUUUGCGUGUCGAGAAGUCCGGUUCCUACAACGAACACGAGGAGGAUAUCCUGGAGAGAGAUCAGCAGCCAAAACAGCCGCUUCAUACGCCAGCGAGUCCUGCCACGGCCCUGUCCCCUACCGCAAAGCCGUUCGCCCCUGCCACGAGCCCCAAGCAGGAGGGAGACGUAACCCAGAAGAAGCAGAGCAAGACAUCGGCAAGGGAUCCCAUCGUCAGCACGCCACUGAGCUCUACGUACGGUGGCAACACAGCAGCCUCUGCUUCAUCUACCCCGCAGGCCGCCAAGAAGCCUCUGGUCGCCAUGGAGAAGUACAUCGAGUCGACAAGAGGAUACCUGUCAUUCUUCUACAAAGAUAUCGGUCUCGAUCCCAAGAUGCUUGAGCCUUGUGCGCCGCCAUUCGAGGUUGCAGUGUCUGGAAACGCGAAGCAGCAACUCCGGUUCAGGCAGGAAGCGAUCAUGAAGAUUGCACACCGUUGCAUCAAUAAAGAUCUGCGCAUCGCAUGUAUCGACCGUGACGACAAGAGUUCUUGUUGCCCUACCUGACGGAGCAUGUCGACCCGCGAAGUUUCAGCUCAUGGACCGACUAUGUUCUGUUGUGGUAGAAUCUUCAAUUUUUCUUCUCGCACAUGGCGGCGACCGCCAA